UCCAUAAAUCAAACUUGAGUUAUUUUUUUCCGAAUCAAUUAGAAAUGACAAUGUUUUUGCCCCUUUGAGUGUAAUCUCGCCGAUUCUAAUAAGUUUUCAGUAGUAGUUACAAUAUGUUUACGGGUUUUGAUUUUUUAUGAAAUGUCCACGAUUGGUGAUAUUUUCGUCUGAGAUAAGUGACGAUUACAAAUCUACAUAUUAUAUAUAGCGACAUCUCUUAAAAAAGCUGCACAUUUUCGGUGUUGCUAACGUUAAUAGUGGAUUGUGGCACAAUGGUUGAUUGUGGGUCAAGAGGUGAAGUGAUGGCGAAAAAUACGGUGUUCAAGAGAUCGGUUACCAAACAGGUCCUUCUCGGCCUUCUGACCAAUUUCUCAAGCAUUGCACCUAGCAUGAGUCUUGGCUUCUCAGCAGUUGCUCUUCCGUUUCUCACUCUAGACAGCGACCAAGCAUCAUGGUUUGCAAGUAUAGCAUCAUUAGCGACACCUUUUGGGUGUUUAUUUUCCGGCCCAAUUUCGGAUAAAUUCGGCCGAAGACGGGCCAUGUACUGUGUUAACAUUUUCUGUUUUAUCGGCUGGUUGCUCAUAGCCUGGGCUUACUACUGGCCACAACACCAGUACGUUAUUCUUUUGUUUGGACGACUUUUGACUGGGCUAUCGACGGGGCUAUCAAGUGCCCCAGCGACUAUAUACAUGGCGGAGAUUGCAAGUGUUAACCUAAGAGGAGUGUUUUGCACGUGGAAUAGUAUAGCGUUUUCUUUGGGGGUCCUUAUUGUCUACUUUUUGGGUUUUGUUCUACAGGACAAUUGGGGUCUUAUCAGUUUGAUAACUGCUGUUUUUCCAUGUGUUGGCAUGGCUUUUGUGACGUUUUUGGUGCCGGAAUCGCCAUCUUGGCUUAUUCGGAAGGAACGAUUCGAUGAAGCGAAAGACAACAUGUGCAAGAUUUUCGGUACUAAAGAGUACAUCCCGGAAGUGGCACAAGAAAUUGACAAUUUGGUCCGGAACAGAGGGGUCAAAACUAGUAAACAGAAAACGAUACUCCAACAAGUCGCCAAAAAAAUUAAAUAUUUAACACGGAGCAAUUGUUUGAAGCCUUUAAGCCUCGUUGUUGGGUUUUUCUUCUUCCAGCAAUUUGCCGGUACUUUUGUUAUAGUUUUCUAUGCGCUAAAUAUCGUCAAGGAGGCCGGGGUUGAAAUGGAUCCUUACGUCACAAUUGUCAUGAUUGGUGCAGUUCGCUUGUUUUCCGCCAUUUUGGUUAGUUAUAUAAGCAAAAUUUUUGGUCGGCGGCCAUUAUCGAUAGUUUCCGGUUCGGGGAUGACAUUUUGUAUGAUGGCUCUUGCAGGGUACAUUCUUGCCCAAACUCAGGGUAAAGUACCGGAAACGACACAACAGUCACUUGUUUUUCUUCCGGUUGCUCUUCUUUUGUUAUAUUUCUUCACAAGUACUGUCGGUUUUCUACCAAUGCCUUUUGCAAUGGCGGCUGAGCUGUUUCCGGCUAAAAUUCGUGGUACUGCCACCGGACUUGCGUCAGGAAUUGGGUACUUUUUCAACUUUAUAACUGUCAAAAUUUACCCCACUAUGAUUUCGGGGAUUGGUCGAGAAGGAGUUUUCUUUUUUUAUGGUUCAAUGAGUCUGGCUGGUACCUUUUUUGUGGUGGCACUCCUGCCAGAGACUAAAGGGAAAACUUUGCAAGAAAUUGAAGAGUAUUUUGGUAAAAAACCGUCAAAGACGAAUUCGCUACUUAAAGAACCUGUCUAAGCACCACUCAUAUCAGUAGAUAUAUCCUAGAUUUAAGUUUCCCAACUGUGAUAUUUCCUAUAAAAUAAGUUAAAUUGAUCAAUUGUAAAAUAUUUAUUGGAAAAUGAUAAAAUACAAUCUCAACAUUUGGUA
Tribolium madens (black flour beetle) is the source of this 1886-nucleotide messenger RNA. RefSeq names its product facilitated trehalose transporter Tret1-2 homolog. The record is from RefSeq and is a predicted model, not a curated record. Bases 273 to 1754 code for a protein of 493 amino acids. The transcript is spliced from 4 exons. Gene Ontology annotation, molecular function: transmembrane transporter activity. Gene Ontology annotation, biological process: transmembrane transport. Lineage: Eukaryota; Metazoa; Arthropoda; Insecta; Coleoptera; Tenebrionidae. Gene Ontology annotation, cellular component: membrane.